Dentiscutata erythropus is the source of this 1221-nucleotide messenger RNA. Lineage: Eukaryota; Fungi; Glomeromycota; Glomeromycetes; Diversisporales; Gigasporaceae. The record is from the annotation of a GenBank genome assembly.
AUGAGUUUACUUGGGAUCGACCUUACGGCCCCGGGUACACCGUAUAAAGAAUUCGUACUUAUUUUUUCUUGGGCAGUUUAUAUUUUUGAGCAAUAUUUGAGUAUUCGACAGUAUUAUAAGAUUAAAGAACCAAAUCCGCCAAAAUCCUUACAAGAUAUUGAAGAUGUUCGCGAAAAUUUCAAAAAAACUCAGGCUUAUGGUUUAGAUAAAGCUAAAUAUGGCUUCGUAUCGGCUUUAUAUGGGCAGUUACAAAGCACAGUUAUAAUUGUGUGGGAUAUUCUUCCUUUACUUUGGGAUCUUUCUGGAAAGUGGUUGGAACAUGCUGGGUACGGGACGGAUUAUGAGAUAGUACAAUCCUUGAUUUUUACUGUCAAUAUGACCCUCAUGUCAUAUUUAUUAUCUCUUCCUUUAAGUCUUUAUUACACUUUCGUAAUAGAGGAACGUCAUGGUUUCAAUAAAAUGACUUUGGGUCUGUUUUUCAUGGAUACGCUAAAAGGAUUUUUGAUCGCUGGAGUCAUUGGACUUCCAAUCCUAGCUUUAGUUUUGCAGAUUAUUAGGUGGACCGGUGAUAACUUUUAUUUUUACGUCUGGGUUUUCAUGAUAAUUUUUAACUUGGUAUUGCUUACUAUUUAUCCUACGCUCAUUCAACCCCUUUUUAACAAAGUUGAACCACUUAAAGAAGGUGAACUUCGUCAGCGAAUCGAAGAAUUGGCUUCCCGUAUCGAAUUUCCACUUAAAAAAUUAUACGUUAUUGAUGGUAGCAAGAGAUCUAGUCACUCUAAUGCUUAUUUUUACGGAUUUUUUAAAAAUAAACGAAUUGUACUUUAUGAUACUUUAAUCGAGCAAGCUGAUACUGGUGAAAUUUUGGCUAUUGUUGGUCAUGAAUUGGGCCAUUGGUAUCUUAAUCAUACUGUUAAGCUAUAUCGCUCAUUCGGAUUUGCUACCCGUCCAACUUUAAUCGGAUUUUUAUUAUUUCAAUUCAUCUAUUCCCCUAUUGAGAAUGUAUUUUCAUUCUUGAUGAACAUCAAGAGCCGACAGCAUGAAUUUGAAGCCGAUGCUUAUUCAAAAAAAUUGGGCUAUGGAGCGCAACUUCGUUCAGGUCUUAUAAAAAUUCAACUUAAAAAUUUGGGUAAUUUAAAUAAUGAUAAAUGGUACUCUGCAUACCAUUAUUCACAUCCGCCUCUUCCAGAGAGACUAAGUGCUUUGGAAAAAAUUGAUUAA